AUGUCUACCAACCCCGCGCUCGGUGACGCGGAAAAGGCCGCUGAUCCAGUCGUUUUCAACAGCCCUGAGCAGAACACAGACCAAUCUGCUGCUGACCUGGUCAAGAACAUCAAGUCGCCGGGUGUCUCUCGUAUCGAGGCCAUCUCGGGCGCCAUCACCACACUUGAUCGUUAUUUCAUCUUCUUCAGUGUCUUCCUCGUCGCUUACUGCUAUGGUCUUGAUGGCACGCUGAGAUACACUUACCAGCCCUAUGCCACAGGAUCAUUCGACAGCCACUCUCAACUGUCCACCGUCAAUGUCAUCCGUGCCGUCAUUGCGGCGGCGGCCCAGCCAACGGCCGCCAAGAUUGCCGAUGUCUUUGGCCGUGUUGAGCUGAUUUGCGUUUCAGUCUUCUUCUAUGUCAUCGGCACGGUGAUCGAGGCUUCUGCCACUAAUAUGGCGACUUAUGCCGGCGGCAACGUUAUCUACCAGGUCGGCUACACCAUGAUCAUGCUCCUGGUUGAAGUUAUCAUUGCCGACAUCACGUCCACCCGCUCCCGUCUCUUCUUCAGCUACAUCCCCGCACUACCCUUCAUCAUCAACACGUGGUGCAGCGGCAAUAUUGCCAGUGCUGUCCUGGGUGUCACUACCUGGAAAUGGGGCAUCGGCAUGUGGUGCAUCAUCUAUCCUGUGUGCGCCCUGCCGCUCAUCAUCAGCCUCUCACUUGUGGGACAUCGCGCCAAGAAGCAGGGCCGUCUCGUCAACUACCGCUCCUCUUUUGAGCUUCUCGGAUUCAAGAACCUCAUUAUCGAGCUGUUCUGGCUGCUGGAUGUCAUUGGCAUCAUUCUUCUCAUUGCCGUGUUCGCCCUCAUCCUCGUGCCCUUCACACUGGCUGGCGGAGUCCACAGCGAAUGGCGCACCGCCCACAUCAUCGCACCACUUGUCGUUGGCUUUUGCUGCAUCCCAUUCUUUGUCUACUGGGAGCUCAAGGCUCCGCACCCGCUGGUUCCCUUUUCCCUCAUGAAGGACCGAUCUGUGUGGGCUCCCAUGGGCAUUGCCAUCUGCCUCAACUUUGCGUGGACGAUGCAGGGCGACUUUCUUUACACCGUCCUGGUCGUUGCAUUCAACUUCACAAUUACCACCGCGACCCGCGUUACAUCGCUGUACUCAUUUGUCAGCGUCAUUAUUGGAGCCCUCCUCGGCAUAGUGGUUUACAAAGUCCGUCGUCUUAAGAUCUUCGUCAUUAUGGGAACUUGUCUGUUCAUGGUAGCUUUUGGAUUGCUCAUUCAUUACCGUGGAUCUGUGUCGGGCUCUAGCCGAGCAGGUGUCAUUGGCGCUCAGGUCGUUCUGGGCGUUGCUGGCGGUCUCUUCCCUUAUACCGCUCAAGCGUCCAUCCAAGUGGGCCUGAAGCAUGAAAACUUGGCCGUCAUAACUGGUCUCUACUUGGCGCUUUACAACAUCGGAUCUGCUCUGGGAAAUACUGUGUCUGGAGCCUUGUGGACUCAGCUACUCCCUAAGACUCUGGAGAACCGGCUGGCAAACAUCAACUCCACGUUGGCGGCUGAAGUCUACGGCAACCCUCUCGUAGCUAUCCUUCCCUACCCUCCAGGCACGCCUGAGAGAGACGCCAUUGUCGAUGCCUACCAGCAUAUCCAGCGCCUUCUCACAAUCACCGGUAUCUGCAUUUGCAUUCCUCUCAUUGCGUUUUCUCUGGCCAUUCGCAAUCCUCGUCUCACAGGCGAGCAGACUUUGGCCUCUGACUCUGACACCGAAGAGGCUCAGCAGCAGCAGCGCUCGGACAAAUAG
This is a messenger RNA of Trichoderma asperellum CBS 433.97, 1785 nucleotides long. It is a transcript of the gene SIT1, whose product is annotated as ferrioxamine B transporter. Gene Ontology annotation, molecular function: siderophore-iron transmembrane transporter activity. Gene Ontology annotation, cellular component: plasma membrane; endosome; vacuolar membrane. The record is from RefSeq and is a predicted model, not a curated record. Lineage: Eukaryota; Fungi; Ascomycota; Sordariomycetes; Hypocreales; Hypocreaceae. Gene Ontology annotation, biological process: intracellular iron ion homeostasis; transmembrane transport.